AUGUGUGACCUGCUGUGGAGUGACCCCGAGGACAUCGAGGGCUGGGGCCUCAGCCCCCGCGGCGCGGGCUACCUCUUUGGCGGCGACGUCUGCGGCCAGUUCAACCAGGCCAACAAGGUCUCCCUCAUCGCGCGCGCCCACCAGCUGGUCAUGGAUGGCUACAAAUGGAUGUUCCACGACGCAUUAGUCACAGUCUGGUCCGCCCCCAACUACUGCUACCGCUGCGGCAACAUCGCCGCCAUCCUGGAGCUGGACGAGCACCUGGCCAAGAACUUCAAGGUCUUCGAGGCCGCGCCGCAGGAGGCACGCGGGGCGCAGUCCAAGAGGGCGGCGCCAGAGUAUUUCCUGGUGCGGAUUGCGAUGCGGAGGGGGGCUGGCUUGUUUGCUGCGCUUUGA
Molecule: messenger RNA, 396 nt
Organism: Monoraphidium neglectum
Lineage: Eukaryota; Viridiplantae; Chlorophyta; Chlorophyceae; Sphaeropleales; Selenastraceae
Exons: 2
Coding region: 1-396 (131 amino acids)
Biological process (GO): double-strand break repair via homologous recombination; peptidyl-serine dephosphorylation
Cellular component (GO): nucleus; cytoplasm
Molecular function (GO): protein serine/threonine phosphatase activity
Source: RefSeq, a predicted model, not a curated record